Molecule: messenger RNA, 282 nt
Organism: Drosophila eugracilis
Lineage: Eukaryota; Metazoa; Arthropoda; Insecta; Diptera; Drosophilidae
Gene: BomT2
Product: Bomanin Tailed 2
Exons: 2
Coding region: 10-234 (74 amino acids)
Biological process (GO): defense response
Source: RefSeq, a predicted model, not a curated record
AAGUCAAACAUGAAAUCGCUGCAAGUCGCCGGAACUUUGAUGCUGCUUUUCUGCCUGUUGGCAGCGGUUAAUGCCACACCGGGAAAAGUUUACAUCAAUGGAAAGUGCAUCGACUGCAAUAAGCCGGAUGACGACAAGAAUAUUAUCAUACCCUCGGAGAUGUCGGGUUCUAUGUCUUAUACUCUAACAACUGGAGCGAUGGUUUUUGGAAUUUUAUAUCAUAUAUUUAGUUAAAAAACUAUGUUAUUAAUGUCUAAAUAAAGCAAAGAUUUAUAAAAGCUA